Humulus lupulus (European hop) is the source of this 772-nucleotide messenger RNA. RefSeq lists its product as uncharacterized. The record is from RefSeq and is a predicted model, not a curated record. Bases 80 to 493 code for a protein of 137 amino acids. NCBI's taxonomy places the organism in Eukaryota, Viridiplantae, Streptophyta, Magnoliopsida, Rosales, Cannabaceae. The transcript has 2 exons.
GGACAAUGAAAGGGCCCAGGGUCUUAAACCUCCAUGUCCAGUCACAGGUGAGAGAAAUGUGUAGAAUCGUAGAGAGAGAAUGUCGAUACUGUGGGAGAAGAGCCAGACAUGGAGAUGGAUGGUGAGAAAGAGCAGGGACUCAAAGCCUUUCUUCUUGGCUUUUGCCACCGUAUGCGGUGUUAUUCCGGGCAUCAUAGGCUACGGCGUCAUGCAGGUCACCAACUCUCGCAAUGAGCAGCUCGAGGCCCAACUUCGCCGCAAAGCCCGUCCCGACACCGUCAUGAUGGGGCAGACAAAUCGCGAAAGGCUUGCUGAGUUCCUCGGGGAGUUGGAACGGAAAGAGGAUACAAAUGAUCGUUAUGUUGCUGCUCUGAGAGGAGAGACACUGACUAGAAAACCAUAUGUGAGAAUCCAGCCAAUGCCCAAAGACAUUGAUAACAACACUAACACCCAAGCCAACAAGGUGGAAAGUAAGCAACUGCCUAAAAUGUAAGGAGGACACUAUUUGUGAGACAAUUUAUUUUAAAACAAAGCCACACCCAGUUUGAUGUUAGAAUUUAAUUCAAUAUUGGUGUGAUUAGUUUAUGUACUUGGCUAUUGUUGUUUUGAUUGCGAUCAGGCCAAGUAUUGUAUGCAACUAUGUUGUGGGUUGUGUUUCUUUUUCUAUAUUGGAUAUGAAUUUUCUGCUUAGUCACCAUAAGCUGAGUCAGGCCAAGUCCUGUAUACAAAUACUGGUUUUGAACUUAUGCAACUAUUUUGUAGGUUGUGUUCA